AUGGCAACACAACCCGAAUCAACUCCGAUUCCGCAACGUAUUGUUUCAUCUUCCACACAACUGACAACAGUGCCGAUUGCGCCAUUUGCGGAACCAGCUGAAGCAAACGCAGCAGUACAAAAUGACGAUGAUCUGGGUCCUCUAAAGGAAAUAUCAGUUCGUAGGAGACAUUUCUCAAAAGUUCGAUCAGAUUCCAUAAUUCCAACCGAAGGUCAUGAGGGCAUUCUAAUUGCUCCAAAGCUUUAUAAAGGACAAUCGAUUGCUGUCUACACAAGUGGUGGUGAUGCUUCUGGAAUGAACAGUGCAGUGCGAUCAGUUGUCCGGAUGGGCCUUUACCUUGGUUGUCGAGUAUAUUUCAUUUAUGAAGGUUACCAAGGUAUGGUGGAUGGUGGUGAAUAUAUCAAGGAAGCUGAAUGGGAUUCUGUAUCAGACAUCAUCCAAAGAGGCGGUACAAUAAUUGGCUCGGCUCGCUGCAAAGAUUUUCGUGAACGUCCAGGUCGACUUCGUGCUGCUGAAAAUCUCAUCAAAAAGCAAAUUACUCAUUUAGUGUGCAUUGGAGGUGAUGGCUCGCUAACGGGUGCAAAUUUAUUCCGUCAAGAAUGGCCAAGUUUGAUUCAAGAAUUGUUUGCAUCUGGAAAAAUAAGUCAACAAGAAAGUGAAUCGUGCAAAAGUAUUCAAAUUGUUGGCCUUGUGGGUUCCAUUGAUAAUGAUUUUUGUGGGACCGAUAUGACGAUUGGUACCGAUACUGCGCUUCAACGAAUUAUUGAUGCUAUCGAUUCUGUAGUGUCAACUGCGCACAGCCAUCAACGUACUUUUGUCAUUGAGGUGAUGGGCCGGCAUUGUGGUUAUCUGGCACUUGUAGCUGCAUUAGCAUCGGAAGCAGAUUUCUGUUUUAUUCCUGAAUGGCCGGUACCGGUAGAUUGGCCAAUAGUGUUGUGUCAUAAAUUACAAGUAAUGCGACAGGAAGGAUCACGGUUGAAUAUUAUCAUAGUUGCCGAAGGGGCACUGGAUCGAGAUGGUAAGGCUAUUACAGCCAGUCAGGUACAAGAUGUAAUAAAAGAGAAGCUGCAUUAUGAUACACGUGUAACCGUGCUAGGUCACGUCCAACGUGGUGGAAGUCCAUCAGCUUUUGAUCGACUUCUUGGAUGUCGAAUGGGUGCUGAAGCUGUGCUUGCACUCAUGGAAAUGACUCCGGCAUCAGAACCCUGUGUAGUGUCCAUCGAUGGUAAUGCUAUUGUUCGAGUACCGCUCAUGCAAUGUGUUCAUCGUACCCAAGCAGUUCAAAAAGCGAUGGAAACGCACGACUGGGACACAGCCGUGAAACUACGGGGACGAAGCUUUCAGAGAAACCUGGAAACUUAUCGUCUAUUAACAAAAUUAGAACCCAAAAGCAAUAUGCCAUCGAAUGAGUCAUCAUCAUACAACGUCGCAGUCAUAAAUGUUGGAGCACCUGCUGGAGGAAUGAAUGCAGUAGUGCGUUCAUUCGUUCGCAUGGGUAUUUAUCGUCGCUGUAAAGUGUAUGGUGUUAAAAAUUCAUUUGAAGGGCUAGCAAACGGGGAUCUAAAAGAAAUGUCGUGGAAAGAUGUAAAUGGUUGGGUCAUGUAUGGUGGGUCAUUCUUGGGUACUCAGAAACAACUACCGGAUAAAAAUAUGGACCAAGUUGCAGCAACAUUAGAAAAAUUCAAAAUUCAUGGAUUAUUGAUUGUCGGAGGUUUCGAGGCUUAUCACUCCUGCUUGAUGCUUUCACAUGCUCGUAGCCAAUAUUCAUCACUUCGUAUCCCACUUUGCGUAAUACCUUGUACUAUCAGUAAUAACGUACCCGGUACAUCGAUUUCUUUGGGUUCCGACACUGCAGUUAAUGAAAUCUGUGCAGUGAUUGAUAAAAUUAAGCAGUCUGCAACGGGUACCAAAAAACGCGUAUUUAUUGUGGAAACAAUGGGCGGAUUUUGUGGAUAUUUGGCGACUCUUUCAGCUCUUGCAUCAGGAGCUGAUAAUGCUUAUAUAUUUGAAGAGAAGUUCAAUGUCAGCGAUAUCAUUGAAGAUGUUAAGGUUAUUGCCCGAAAAAUGCGCACUGGUGUACAACGGUAUCUUAUUGUUCGUUGUGAAUUGGCUAACAAGAAUUAUACUACACAAUUUGUUAAUCAACUUUUUUCGGAAGAGGGCAGAGGACAGUUCUCAACAAGAAUCAAUGUGCUAGGACAUGCGCAACAGGGUGGUAAUCCAGCGCCAUUUGAUCGUAACAUGGGUACGAAACUUGCUGCAAACGCUCUAGAAUUUAUUUUAGUUCAAGCAAAGAAGUACAUUGAUUUGUCAAGUGGAAUAACUAGUGCAACUGCUGCAGACAGCGCUACACUUCUCGGUCUAAAGGAUCGAAGAAUGGUAUUUACACCAGUUGAAGAAUUGGCUCAAGAGACCGAUUUUGAGCAUCGCUUACCGAAAGAUCAGUGGUGGAUGAGACUACGGCCUCUGUUGAGAAUAUUGGCUAAGCAUGAUUCCACUUAUGAAACAGAAGCGUUUGCAGUUACAGAUGUCGAGAAUGAACUCGACUAA
Molecule: messenger RNA, 2550 nt
Organism: Brugia malayi
Lineage: Eukaryota; Metazoa; Nematoda; Chromadorea; Rhabditida; Onchocercidae
Exons: 14
Coding region: 1-2550 (849 amino acids)
Biological process (GO): fructose 1,6-bisphosphate metabolic process; canonical glycolysis; fructose 6-phosphate metabolic process
Cellular component (GO): cytoplasm; 6-phosphofructokinase complex
Molecular function (GO): fructose-6-phosphate binding; ATP binding; 6-phosphofructokinase activity
Source: RefSeq, a predicted model, not a curated record